CUCACCUCUUUGCGAUGCUCUCGUUGUUCAGGACAGCAUCGCUUCAGAGUAGACCUCUGCUGAGGACUGGACAGCGUUUUGCAGGUGCCCGUCAAUUGGUACAUACUGACGUGGUCAAGAGUCCGACCACCUAUACUGCACGGAAGGACUCCUGGUACAGUCCAACUAUCCUUCUCUUGGGCUUCAUCCCCUUCUUCACGUUUGCACUGGGAACUUGGCAAUUGCAGCGUUUACAAUGGAAAAUCAACCUUAUUGACGAGUUGGAAGAGAAGCUUCAGCGUGACCCUAUCCUUCUUCCAAAGAGAAUAAACGUCUCUGUCAUUCCAGAAUUUAGUUACCGCAGGGUGCUGCUUCGAGGAACAUGGGACCACGACCAUACAAUGCUACUUGGGCCUCGUGUUCGAGAUGGUGUGCAUGGUUACCACGUAGUCACUCCGUUACUUCGGUCGGAGGGGUCCAUCGUGCUGGUAGACCGGGGUUUCAUAUCCAGCGACUUUGUGGGUAAUUACGAUCGCAGUGAGAAAGAUGAGGUUGAGGUGCAGGGGAUGCUGAGGACUUCGCAUAAGCGUAACGCUUUCACACCUGAUAACCAGCCUGUUGAAGGCAAAUGGUUUUGGGCUGAUGUUGACGCAAUGGCUGAAUACGCGGGUGGUGACACUGUCGGUGUCCAGCCUGUCUUCAUUGAGCAGAUAUUCUCUGGUCACGAAGGCGAAGCCACCUCAAAUAUAAGUAAAGGCAUCCCGGUUGGUCGUGCAGCUGCGGUAGACGUGCGAAAUGCACAUUUAUCUUACGUCGUUACAUGCAUUUACCGCUGUUAUGCUUAGCCGUCUCAUAACGAAAAGAAGGGCGCAAAGGCGUGUGCGACCUUUGCC
Messenger RNA from Pisolithus orientalis, 872 nucleotides. Its product is annotated as mitochondrial protein required for respiration. Gene Ontology annotation, biological process: mitochondrial respiratory chain complex IV assembly. Gene Ontology annotation, cellular component: mitochondrion; membrane. Lineage: Eukaryota; Fungi; Basidiomycota; Agaricomycetes; Boletales; Pisolithaceae. Bases 15 to 824 code for a protein of 269 amino acids. The record is from RefSeq and is a predicted model, not a curated record. The transcript has 4 exons.